Molecule: messenger RNA, 1523 nt
Organism: Diospyros lotus (date-plum)
Lineage: Eukaryota; Viridiplantae; Streptophyta; Magnoliopsida; Ericales; Ebenaceae
Exons: 8
Coding region: 89-1324 (411 amino acids)
Biological process (GO): nuclear-transcribed mRNA catabolic process, nonsense-mediated decay
Source: RefSeq, a predicted model, not a curated record
CGUAUGUGGGGACGCUCAGAGUCUACAACUCUUGCAAUCCAUUCGGCUGAGCCCGAACCGAGCCGGACUGUGCUAAAGCUGCUCGUCAAUGGCGGCCACCGGCGGUGGUGCUCCUCCUCCUCCGCCUCCUAAAAUUCUAUUGGCUAAGCCCCCAGGCCUUGUACCUCCCGGUAAGUUCAUCCGCGGGGGAUCCACCGCGGACGAUGAUUCCACCUCCAUCCGCUCUCGCCUUCCGUCCGUCGGAUCUCUCAACCUCCUCUCCGAUUCUUGGGAUUUCCACACCGAUCGCAUCCUCCCCUUUCUGACCGACAAUACUGAUUUCACGGUGGUUGGGGUGAUCGGUCCGCCUGGGGUGGGCAAGUCGACGAUAAUGAACGAGCUCUAUGGCUUCGAUGGAACCUCACCUGGAAUGCUACCACCCUUCGCGACACAGUCAGAGGAAACCAGAGCAAUGGCUAGGCACUGCACUGCUGGCAUUGAACCACGAACUUCUGCUGAACGUAUCAUACUUCUUGAUACGCAGCCUGUAUUUAGCCCUUCUGUCUUAGCUGAGAUGAUUAGGCCUGAUGGCUCAUCCACAGUUCCAGUAUUAGGCAGUGAAUCUCUAUCUGCUGAAUUGGCUCAUGAGCUGAUGGGUAUCCAGCUUGGUGUUCUCCUAGCAUCAAUUUGCCAUAUUAUAUUGGUAGUAUCAGAGGGAGUGCAUGACACUAACAUGUGGCGCCUGAUGAUGACGAUAUUGCAGAUAGACUUGUUGAAACAUGGUAUACCCGAUCCAUCUUCUCCUGCACUUUCCCUUUCACAGUCCUCUAGCCUGGGUUCUGAAAAAGAAAGCAAAGAUAAGAUUCAGGAGCCUGGAGAAGAGUACAUGGCAACUCCAGUUUUUGUACAUACAAAACUGCGAGACCAAGAUCUGGCCCCUCAUAACUUCAUGCAACUAAAGAAGGCGCUUACACAAUAUUUCAGCACCUCUUCUUUCAUGGCAAGUAAACACCAAAUUCCUGGCACUCUUAAUAACACGAGCAACGAUCCAGACUCGAAUUUGCUGAAUUUAUUUCUUCUUCCAUUUAAAAGUAGAGAUGACUCCCUGAGCCCACAGCAUGAGAGUUAUUCGUCUAUGUUAUGGAAAUUACGUGAUCAGGUUUUAUCCAUGAGUGCCCCAUUAUAUUCUCAGGUUUUAUCCAUGAGUGGCCCAUCUUUCGCGCGGACAGUGUCUGAACGCGGCUGGCUGAAGAACUCUGCCAAGAUAUGGGAACUGAUUAAAAACUCUUCCAUUAUUGCAGAGUAUAGCAGAACACUACAAAGUUCAGGCAUGUUUAGACGAUAGAUUUGAACUUAAACCUCCUGUUUGGUAAACUUUUCACCCUUUAUUCAUGCAAAUGGAACAAAUAGUCUUUUAUCUGGUUUGGACUUCGGAUUCUGACAAGCUAGUAGCCUGGCUAUUGUUCGCCUAAAAUUUGUAUGUUUUAAGUACUUUUAGUUAUUUGUGUAAUCUAUCUCGGGCAACAUCCCCAUAACUUAAAUUA